ACCGGUGUUGAGGUAAUUUUUUACCUUGAAGAAGAAAAAGUAGAUUUUUGACACUUCGUGAUUUGCGGCCUCUUUAUUUGUUUAACUAAUACAAUCUCUCGAUAAUUAAACAUUAAAGAAUACACUUAACCAAUGUAUUAAAGAUAUUAGAAGUCAUAUAGAUGUCAGAAUGCCGGAUGUGGAGGUUUUCUCACAAGUAAUAGCCACACUGUCGGAGUCAUUAAUUAAGCUAAUUCCUGGAGACAAAGAUGAAUUCCUUAGCAACCAUCUGGGGUCAUUGAAUGUACUUACCCAUCAGCAGCUAGAUGGCAGAGAUCUAAUCUGUCUCACUGGGAAGCUUGAAGACAUAAAUAGAUGUAAACAAGUCUUAGAAUACCAACUUCUGGGCAAUUCAGAUGAAAUAAGCCCAGAAGACUUAGAUGAUAAAAAUUUACCACAAGAUGUUGAGGAUCAUGAAGAAAAACCAGAUGUAGGCUGGGCUAACGCAAAGCAAGAUCCAAAAAAUUUUGAAAAUGUCUCGAAAAAAGAUCAUUUCAAAAAUUCGGAUGUAAUCCAUGAAACAGAAAGCAAAGAUACAACGGUUGUCAUUUCAAAAAGUGGAAGGCAGAUAAAAAUACCACCAAAACUGACAAACUAUGAGGACAUGUUGCUGGAAAUUAAAGAUGAAGAUGUGGACAAUGAAGGGGUUGAGACUGUUGGCUACAGUUUACCCAAAAGAAGAACCAAAAGAAAAGUGGGAAGGCCAAGAAAAGUAAAAGAAACAAAAGUGUUCAAUGUGGUAGGAACGGAUGUACAGGAGGAUGACGAGAGUGUUAAAGCUGAUCAAAUAAAAGAGACAGAUUUUACAGAAACUGUUAGUGGCAAUGUUUAUUUAAAUAAAGGGGAGAAGGCCAAGCCUAGAAUGCAAUAUAUUUAUGAAAAAGCCCUAUUAGGGAAGAAAGGUAUUAAAAAGUAUUAUGAAGACAGACUCCCUUUUAAAUACUUCUGUGAUAUUUGCUCAUUCAAAAGCAAACGAGAAAGUCACUAUUUUAAGCACCUAGAGUUGCAUAGCAAAAAUCCAGAUUUGAAACUGUAUAAAUGCGACAAAUGUGAUUUUUCUGCAAUUCGGGUGAGUGUUCUACAGAGGCACUCUCUUACUCAUGUCUCAGAUGAAGGAAAAAUCUUAAAGUGCACGGAAUGUCAGUACACUACAAACAAUGAAGCUUUGUUGAGAAUGCAUCGUAGAAGACAUAUUUCAAGCAAAACUUCCCAUUCUUGUCAUCUAUGUAGUUUUUCAACAAUUUAUAAAAAGAAAUUACUAAAACAUCUUGAAACCCAUUUGCCUGAAGAAAGAAUGAGUACUGAUGAGGGGAUCAACAAAAAACACCAAACGUACCACUGCAACAAGUGUAUGUAUAAUACGACAAAUAAGUUAAAUUUCCAGCGGCAUCAAAGGGCAGUCCACUUAAAUCAAAGACCACACCUCUGUGAUACCUGUGGAAUGGCAUUUAAAAGAACUGAUGCGUUGCGUAUCCACAAAGAAGUACAUAAGGACAGGUCGGAAAGAAAGUUACCGUUUGUAUGUAAAGUCUGCCAGAAAGCAUUUAAAUCUAUGGCCCAUGUUAAAGAGCACAUGUCUGUGCAUACAACAGUACGUUCGUUUCAAUGCCAUAUAUGCGGACAGAUGUUUAAGACCCGCCAAGUGCAGCAGCGCCACCUACAGGGAGUUCACCUCAAAACAAACUGGCAUGAAUGUUCUCGUUGUAAGCGUAGUUUCAGUUCCAAAUACACUCUGAAACGCCAUCUACGCCAGCAUGAUGAUGAAAAUAAUCUAAACUUGCAAGAAAAUUCAGAAGGGAAAAGAAUGUUAGGUCAAGUUAGCAACUCUGCUGGAGUGAAUGAUGUUGGUGAGCAGCAAGAUUUUACCGAAGGUCAAGGUCAGGAACAGCUGGACGAGAAUGCAACUGCUAUUCAGACAAUUACAAUAUCUUCUGAUAAUCUUGGAGAGUUUACCCAGCAUCUACAAACUGUGUCUGGUCAGUUGCAAUCUACCGGCGAUAUUGGGGAAGUCUAUAUUCAAGGAUUGGAGAAUGUGGGCUCAGACACUAUCAACAUUGUCAGCAUUCAAGGUGAUGAUAUAGGUCAGAUCUUAACCUCUUCAAGUGAGCCUAAUUAUACAGAACAUGUUCCACAACUUUCUACACCAGUUGAAGACUCACAGGGUACAAGCAUAGUGCAAGAUCUGAUUUCUGACAAUGUGAAAAUAUAUCCUAACUUGACAUCUGACCAAGGUCUACAAAUUAUUUCUGACAGUCAGUCCCAAGAUUUACCUGCUGUGAGAACUCAGUAUAACCUGCCUGUUGAAACAUUUAAGCUAGCGUUAGAUCAAUCAAACUCUGGAACAAACACAAAUGAUCAGAUUAUAAAUGAAGCAAAUCCUGACCUGGAAGUGCUUAAUUAUGAAACAGUGGAUAUUCAAUAUAUUGCUGAUCAGGGGCAGGUAACUGAGGGAGAAACUGAAGGACAGUAUGUGCAGUUUGUUGCUCCUAAUGGACAAACAUACCGUAUUAAUGCAAACAUUUUAAGUUUAAAAACAGAGACAAGUAUAUCAAAAUGAUAGGAGAGAUAUAAUAUAUAAUAAGUUAUAACAAAAAAGAAUUGAAUGGAGAGUGAAAACUAACUGUAUUAUUUUUACAUGACCUCCCCUUACCUUAGUUUUGAAAUACAGUCUUUUUGUUUUUGUUUAAAAGUUGUUUUUAAAACUAAAUAUUUGUAACUUUCAUGACUUCCCUGGGAGUUAGUAAGAGAUUAAAUAUGAGCAAGAAAAAUGAGAGAGGGCAGUGGAACCUAGUUCUUUGGAUAUUUGAUGAUGCCCACAGCAGGGGUAUGUGUGGGUAGGGAUGUAUCCGCUGCAGAGUGUCUUAUUAUGAAAUAGUGUAUUCUGCUGCUUCAGUAUUGCAUAACCGUACUGUUAAAAUUGUUUUUGAGAAAAAUUUUAACUGAGGCAAGAUAGGCAGAUACUUCAAAUAGUCACUGCGAUUAUGCUUCAAAGUAUAUGUGUUUCAUUCGUAAAUGGUAUCCAAGAAGUAUAUGGAAUAUUUUUGUCCAAACUUUGUUCUCUUAAAUUAUUUUGUGCUACACUGUGUGGAAUUUUCAGUACCACUUUAUUUUUACAGAGUUUAGCAGUUCCAUUUCAGAUAUUUUAAAGGGCAUUACCCGGCUUUGAAUACACAUUUCUUUGGUUAGGGUUAGGGUUUAUUCCUUCACAUUUUACAGAAACUUGGUACGAAAGUCAGUGACAGGUCUAUUUAUGGAAUGUAACUGGGAAUUUCUGUUUGACUAAUACCCGGAUGGGCUUGCGGAUGAGUUCUGGAUUCCAAUCCCUGGAUGUGUAAAAAAAAGGGUUUUGCAAAUAAUGCAAUCGUAACAGAACCUUUUAUUAACCUUAUUAGAACUGGAAUAAAACUGUAAUAGCUCGUAUUUUGACCACAUUGAUUGUCUUCCGGACUAUUACGGUCUUUUCAGAACUGUUGCAUAUUUAUUAUGGAUAUAUUAUCUGUGGCAAAAUUUUGAGCAUGUUCAAAACUUCGCACCCUUGCCCCUGGAUGCCCCCCGUUUUCUGAACAGAUACACCGGAUGACUUAUGAAUGAGUUAGGAGUUCUACGGAUAUGUUACGGAUGCUAUCCUGAACUCAUCAGUGUGAUUCUAGCUUUACACAAUGACUUACUUCCAUUAAUUUUCUUUUAGGUCAGUGAGUCAAUAGCACCAAAGUUUUAGGUUUCCAUAGUAACUGGAGAAACUUAAAGAAAUGACAUAUUUUGAGCAAUAAGUAAUCAUUUCUUAUUUACAUGCAUACUUUUCAUAUCUUAGUAUGCUUUACAUAUGUAUCGGUGAAAAAAUAUCAGACAAUCAAUGCAAGUAUAAUCUUCACUGCCUUCUCCAAGAAAAAACAUUCUGCUUGCAUUUUAUAAUGUAACACUCUUAUAACAAAACUGUCUGUGUGAUUUUGGUUAAAAACUACAUUUGCUAACUUUUUAGUAUGCCAUGCCAUAAAAAUUAAAAAAAAAAAAAAAUACAGUAGCAGAGAAUUUUGUUAUUUCAAUUGUACUGUAUAUUACUGGUCUAUUUUUGUCAUAGAAUUUUUAAUUAUUUUCUAUAGGUUGAUUCUGGAGUUUGUUUUCAAAUCAGUUAAUGCUCUAGCUGAUAUUAGUCAUCAUAUUGCAAAAUACUUUAGGAACAUUUCUGGUCACUAUUUUGUCAAGUUUAACACCAUCCUCUCAGAUGAUGCAAAACUAUUUUGUGAUUGAGUAAAAUAUGGUGCUGUUGGGUAAAGCUAAACAAUUACCAUACUUUUAUUCUUCCAUAAUAGAUUUAUAAUUCUUGAUAGAUUAUUGAACAGUGAAUAUCAAUCUCUUUGGGCCAUCUCUGAAUACUGAUGGUUCCGUAGGAAAGUUAUAGGAAAAGUAACUGUUGUUUUAAAUGAAUUAAAUAAUAUUUAUCAACAAUAUUCAUGACAUGAAAUAAAGUACAUACUUUGUGUGAUGACACCUUUCAAAACGUA
Molecule: messenger RNA, 4541 nt
Organism: Mercenaria mercenaria
Lineage: Eukaryota; Metazoa; Mollusca; Bivalvia; Venerida; Veneridae
Product: zinc finger protein 236-like
Exons: 6
Coding region: 170-2596 (808 amino acids)
Biological process (GO): regulation of transcription by RNA polymerase II
Cellular component (GO): nucleus
Molecular function (GO): RNA polymerase II transcription regulatory region sequence-specific DNA binding; DNA-binding transcription factor activity, RNA polymerase II-specific
Source: RefSeq, a predicted model, not a curated record